Messenger RNA from Toxorhynchites rutilus septentrionalis, 17331 nucleotides. RefSeq lists its product as uncharacterized. The coding region runs from base 11797 to 13083 and encodes 428 amino acids. The record is from RefSeq and is a predicted model, not a curated record. The transcript has 2 exons. NCBI's taxonomy places the organism in Eukaryota, Metazoa, Arthropoda, Insecta, Diptera, Culicidae.
GUUGUCAUUCAAUCGAGAAGUAGUCAAAUCGAUAUUCUAAAUUUGAAACACAGCCAUAUUGCUUGCCUUAUUCACGGACUUUUAUAGGGGAAGUGGGGGCAUAGUGGUCACCCUAAAGAAUGUGCCCAUUUUUAGCGCCCACAUUCUGAUUUAAUUCCCGUUUCUAGAAAAAUAUUACAGUUCAACUCAUUGUUCUUCAAGAUAACAAACGGCUUUUACUAUAAAAAUUCAAAAUAGUACACUUUCCAUCAUUAGAAAAAAAGGUGAAAAAAUUUUUUUUUGCUUGGAGGUAAAGUGGUCACCCGCCCAUAUCAAGCCAAAUGUGAUAGAUUUAUGCGUGUUUUUCGUCCAAAUUUAUUCAAAUCAUAUUUGUUAUAGUAGGUACAAACAUGACAUAAGCUUGGCCUAUUCACCUAGAGUCUCAAUUUACAUUUUCUCUUGCAUACAAAAGCGUAGUAAGAAACAUAUAACGUUCCGCAUAACGAAGCUUGGUUUAGUUGGAGCGGCAUAUUUAUCCAGGGUCAAAGCCACAAAAGAGUCUUCUUCAAGAGCAGAAUGUGAUGCUUUAGUAAACAGAACAUUGUAAGUUGUUAUUCACCUAUGACCACUUUGCUCCCAAACAUGAAAAUAACUUCUAUGCCAAUUAAUCGCUGAGAUUAAACGAAACAUCUGUUCACCUCUCCUAGAAUAUGUGAACAGUCGUCCAAACUGAUGAUUUGUCCAACAUAUCAGAUUGAAUAAACUAAAUUUCAUUAAAAAUUCCUUAGAUACCAUGCGCACAGAACUACGGCCGAAUGGCUAUCGAGAGAGCAAUUUCUGUUUUUAUUUGUAUUUUGACAUGCGACAGCUCUACUGAAGUACAGGUGACUCAAAAGUCACCUUCAAACCUGGAUUCUUCAAACAUAAGUGACUAUCAAUACGGCAUCUAUAGUCAAUAGUUAUACUACCAAACAAGCAGGUGACCAAUUUGCCCCCCAUGACCAAUUUGUCCCCACUACCCCUACUGCUUUUCGCUGAACAGCGAAACUCAACACUAAUAUAAACAUUGAACGUUUUGCUCAGCUGAGGCGAAUGUGGUAAUACCCAACGAUUGUCAGUCCGUCAAAGUCUGCGUUACUGAUGUUUGUCAAUGGUUGUCCGUUUCUUCGUUUUUUCAUUGGAUGAUCGUGUUUUCCAUCUACAACGCAAGGCGGUAAAAGCUUCAGAUCACCGCAUAGGCCAUGAACCAUGUUUGGGGGGAACAAUAUCAAACACUAACCCAUAUUCCGGAAUCCGAUUGGUCUGAAAGUCGAUCGGAUUCCACGAUUUGAACGAAAUCGGCUUUUGUAUUCUGAAAUCUGUUCGACUCAAAUUUAAUUGAUCCAUGGAAAUGCGGCAACCUUGCCUUAAUCAAAAACAGAAGUUGUGGAGCAAUCUACUCUCUAUCCGAUUAGCAACCUGAAAACAAUUUUACCUUGCUAUCAUUUGAAUACAGAUUAUUUUUUAAUGUUAUUCGAAUACUUAGAUGACAUAGUCCUGACCCUAACUCAACUUUUAUUUCUAUAUUUUUUAACUACAUUUCCGCUAAAACUUUAUCCAUAAUAUAAAAAACAUUAUCAGUCAGAAUUUUUGUACACUACCCACUUGUAGAAAAUGUGUCACUUUGUUACAUACAAAACAUAUUUGAAAGAGUAUAGCAAAUUUCCAUCAAUAUUUUUCGUUUAAAAAGUGUGUUUAUUCCACCCAAAAUUCCGUUUCUAUUUUACAGAAAUAGAACACGAAGCUCAAUGUUGUUGAGUUUUUUAUUUGGAUAUUGUGUUUAUCGCAUUUCGUUUAAAAUCGCGAAAUAAAAAAUAAAGAAAAUGGGACGAGGUUAAAAGGAUGAAAAUUUGGGUUUUUAUGUUUUUUUCUGAAACCAGAUUUAAAUAAACACAAAAAAAAAAUUUCAAUUUAUGCAGAAAAAAAUAUUUUUUCGCAUAGUGUCGCCCUAAUUGGUAUAUAUACGGUAAAUAUAAAGUAAUCGGUAUCAUAGCGGUAUCUAAUAUAGUUUACGACCUAUUCUAAUGGCUAACAAACGUUUUGUGCAUAAUUUCAUUAGAAACGGUUUAGCCGUUUCGGAGGAGUUUGAUAACGAACAUCGUGACACGAGUAUUUUAUAUAUAAGAUUACACGCCAAAUCAGUCGACCGCUGCCUCGGCACUCUUCAAUUAUUUUAAAACUUUGUACGUAUGGUGGCAGAUACCAAAAAUCACUUUUUGCAUUAUUCAAUUGUUUCACAUAAGGCUUUUCCAAAAAUAAUAACUUGGAAUCCAGACGUCUACUUAAAAAAUGAUGUACGGCAAAGUUGUUGAAAAAUAAAUGGAUUUUUUUUGGAAAAAUAAUAUGGGGUCUUGUUAUGAGAGUAAGGAAACUCUUCCUGUUUAUAUACUUUUUAAAAAAGAGUUUUAUUAAAUUCCUAACCUACUUAUUCCCUAUCCAGUGUGAGAAAAGAGAGCGAGCCACAUGGCUGUGGCCUUUUUAUUAUUUCAUUCUGCUGGGUAUGCAUAUCGCAUACCGCUGACGAUGGAUGUGCCGCGUGGCGUGGUAUACCGGCUGGAUUUCCUAACGGCUCCCCUUUUAGUCGAAAGUCGUCCUCGGCUUUCCUCAAUUAUCUUGCUGCGGUAUGAACUUAACCCUCGGUUUCUUCUGAAUAUAUUCAUCUACAAUGUCCUCCAUACUACCCGUUGGCGUGUCUCCCUUGAUAACGAUUUUGGUUCUAUUGCAUGGUGGAAGUAUGUUUUUGAUGACCAAGGUGAAAAUGAUUCCAAGGAUGAUUAGAGUUGUAACGGAGAAUGAACCAAAGGAUAUCCAUUUGAAGGUGCGCAAACUUCCGUGUAUGUUUGUCGUCGUCAAGUUGAGCUUGUGCAGGUGUUCUCGAUGAUUUAGAUGAAGUUUCUGUAAGUAGUCUAGAGGCAUACGAUUGAUGAUUUCAGUGGCGUUUACCUUUAACCCGGUGGUUGGAAUAAAAGACGUUGCAGGUCCUUCAGCGUCGAGAUUUGUAUACUCCUCUCCAUUUAGGUGGAUAGUACAUCCGGAGAACUGAAUUAAGAAAGAUCCCUGCAAGUCUUUCGUGUGUUUAAAACAGCUUGAAGACAUAGUCAUGUUUGCAUCAUUUACAACGAUAUUGGCGUCGUUGAUUUUCUUUACAAAAUUUUGACCAUACGUUUUCUCAACCAUACAUUGGGCAGAACUUCCACUCAUUAGUUGUUGAAUGCAUGCUCCUGCUACUUCUAACUGCGACUCUUGGCAAAUGUAAAGUCCUCUGGUUUUAGGACAUAAAUUUUGCAUAUGGUAAGAUUUGGGUCCUUUUAGAUAGUAGUUUGAAGAUAGAUGAACACGUGUACCAUUGGUUAUGACUGGUUCGAUGUAGUGUAGCUCAUAAAUGACAUCCUUAAUUCUUGGAACUUUUAAGGUGUAGAUAAUUGAAUGUGAGGUUCGAAGAACAUAAGCGCUGGCGAUAUCCAGAAUAGUGCCGAAGGAAUCUAGUUCGAAAUUGUUGCUGGUGAGAAACUGUUGUGCUGCGAAGAUUUCUUCUGGGCUGAUGAGGCGGCUGCUUGGUAUAUUAAACCUAGCUAAAGUUAUAGCCUCCUCUACUAUCUCUAAAUUCUUGAUGAGCUCAUCUAAAUUAAAUAAAAGAUUAACUGAUUCAAAUCCAUCCAUUGUUUCAUUAUAUGACUUGUAAUAGUCGGUAGCUAGCAAAGAGAUAGUUUUUGUUAAGUUAUUGAUUCUUUCUUCAAAUUGCUUGUUAAUUGCUGUUUGCUUAUUAUUUUGUUCAAUUAGUGUAUUGGUAGUGGUAUUAAUGAUUUUCAAAUCUUCGGCAUCCGGGCUGCCUGAUAUAUAUUUCCAGGCUUUUCCUAGGGUUUCCCAUCGUCUGAAUCGUCUAAUAUUUGGCGUUUUCAGUUUUUCAAAAGUUAUUAACAAUUUUUCUUGUUUAGAUUUUAUAAGUGGGUUCAGGAUGUGUCUAUGUGUUAUCUUUUCAUUUGCAAUUACAAUCAGUUUUUCAAUAAUGGAUUCAAUAGAACUUACAUUUACACGGUGGAUAAUUCUAACAUAGUUAUGGCUUAUUCUCGCAGGUCCUAAUGACACAACAGCUAGAGGGUUUUGAUUUAAAUCGUGUAUGCGGACAUCGCAGUGUCCGCCCUGGAGUAGUAGACAUAGUCUGGAAGGAAGAUCAUAUAAAUGAGGGGUUUAGAUAGGAGAUCUUUUGAUGCUUUUCUUGUGAAUUUUGAUGUUUGUGUCGUCGGUCACUGUCUUGUCCGUUUCAGUUUUGAUGUUUAUGAGUCGAUAUCUGUGUCCGUGAGGCGUUGGAUGUGCUUUACAUUUUACUAGUGCUUGUCUAUUUACCAGUUUCUUGAAAUCGUCCUUUGAUAUUAUGGGUAAUUUAGAAUUGUGAUUGUUUGCGUCUAGGGAUAUAUUGUCACUAGCGGUCUGAAGUGUUUUGUUUUUCGAAAGGUUGAUUUCGUCAAUGUUAAGGGACGAUGAAUUUCCAAAUAUUAUUUCUCUAGGUGUGAGUUUUGUCGUCGUAUGCUUUGUCUCGUUAUACAGGGUCGUUACCAAGACUAGGCCCUGAUAAAGUGAAAGAUUUUCUAUUUUGUCUCUAUUCGCCAUAGACAUUUCGAGCAAUGUGUUGUGGAAACGUUCCACAAUUCCGUUGCCAUUACUGCAACUCGCGAAAUGAAGAGAUAUACCAAGUUUGUGUAAGAAUUUGUUAAAUUUUGCAUUUCUAAAACUUGUGGCUUGGUCACAAGGGAUCAUUUUUGGUAGGCCGUAACUUUUAAAGUAUUCAGUCAGAGUCUCCAUUAACUCAUCGGCAGUUUCAUUUUGAAUCUUGUAAAUUUGCGCGAACUUUGAGAACGCGUCAACGAGGGUUAAAAAUUUUUCACCCUCUUUGACAUAAACGUCUAUGAAGACAUUUUCAAACGGUCUUUCAUAAAUUCUUCUACCAAUCGGGAUUUUGAACGGUUUUCGUUCAUAUUUGGCAAAUUUGCAAGAUUCACAGUUUUGUACAAAUACCUUGACCUUAGAUAACAUCCCUGGGAAGUAUACAGAUUUCUGUAGCUCACUGUAUGUGAGUUUCCAUCCUCUGUGGUUAAAAUUAUGACAUCGUUUGAUGAAUUCCUGUUGGUCCGCUGAUGACAUCAAAUCUGGAAGUUUGAGAUUGGAGAAGUUAAUUUUUAAGGUCUUCCUAAAUGUGUUAUUAAUUAUCCUUCGGCACGACAAAGAAAUGUCGAGUGGCGCAAAGAUACCGUUAUUCGUUGUUGGAUCCAGAUAAUCCUUCAAAAUCCUUGUUAGGUCUCCAUCUGAAUAUCCAUUUCUAUGAAAAAUGUGUCUUACUUGACCUGGAAAAGUAUUAAAUAUUAUAUGUGGGCUCUUAGACUUAUCCUUAGUAAUUUUUAAUAUAAGCUGGUUCUUGUAUUUGUUGAUAAUUUCUGGACCAUAUACUUCGUGAUUUUCAAAGCAUUCGCUUUCCAACGUUUGAAGAUUGAGUUCCAUGCGGGGAAUCCUGGAAAGCCCAUCCGCGACUACGUUUUGCAUUCCUUUUUUGUAAAUGAUUCGAAAGUCGAACUGUUCCAGAUAAAGCCGUUGUCGGGUCACUCUGCCAGUGGCGUCUGUCAAUUUUAGCUCUUUUGUUAAUGGUUCAUGGUCCGUGUAUAUAGUAAAUCGUCGACCAUAGAGAUACGGCCUAAACGUUUUCGCGGCAAAAUAUAUCGCUAAAAGCUCCUUUGAAGUGGCUGAGUAAUUCUCUUCAGCCUUUGAAAGAGUUCGAGAGAGAUAUGCAAUAGGUCUCUCUUUACCAUCAACCAGUUGCGAUAACACUGCCCCAAUUGCUACGUUAGAGGCAUCCGUAGUCACAAUAAAAGCUUCGUCAAAGUUUGGAUAGUGUAAUAGCAAAUCCUUAGUCAUUAUAUCCUUUAACUGUUUAAAGGCUGUUCCGAAAUCAUUAGUUACAUCAAACGUUUUACUUUUUCCGCGUAAUUUCGAAGUCAUUGGUUUUGCAAUGGAUGCAAAUUUUGGUAUGAAUCGGCGGUAGUAAGAUACGGUUCCCAAAAACGAUCUCAACUCCUUCAAUGUCCUUGGGAUUGGCCAAUUUUUGAUCGCCUCUACUUUCUUUGGGUUUGGUUUAACUCCUUGAACAGUAACGAGGUGCCCAAGAAAUUCAACCUCUUUGCGAAGAAACUCCGACUUAUUGCACUGUACCUUUAAAUUGGCUUCUUUCAGAGUUUGCAAAACUUUAGUGAUAUCUUGCAGAUGAUUCUCCAAGGAAGGGGAAAAGAUAAUGAUGUCGUCCAUAUAGACGAAACAUCUGAUACCCAGGUGUUUCCUCAAUACAGAGUCCAUCAACCUUUGGAAAGUAGCGGGCGCAUUCUUCAACCCGAACGGCAUGCGAAAGAAUUCGUAUUUGCCAUGAUCUACAUUAAAGGCAGUCUUGGGAAUGUGAGCUGGUUCCACUUCAAUUUGAUGGAAGCCGCUUGCUAAGUCUAACACGGAAAAAUAUUGAGCUUUUCCUAAUCUGUCAAGGAUCUCGCUGAUUUCCGGUAUAGGGUAUCGGUCAGCGGGUGUGACUUCGUUUAGCUUGCGAUAGUCAACCACGAUCCUAUAUUUCUUUUUGCCUGAAUUGUCGUCUUUUUUGGGUACGACCCAAAUCGGAGAUGUCCACUGUGAUGAGGACUCUUGAAUAAUCCCGUUGUCUAACAUCUUCUGAAUCUGUUCAGAAACAAUUUCUCGAAGGUGGUAUGGGUACUUGUAUGUACGCUGAUGGAUGGAUUUUUCAUUAGUCGUGUUUAUAGAAUGUUUUACCUCAUGAGUGAAAGUUAACCUUUCGCUUUCAUUGAAAAAUAUGUCUUUGAAUGGCUUCAGGGUUUUAACCAGUAGGCGGAUUUCUUCUUUGUUUAAAUGAUCGGCAGGAAAUUUUAGUUUACCUGUACUGCAUUUGUCUUCCAACAAGUAAGGAUCAUUAUCGAAUGGUUUUAAGUUGUGAUUUCUUUUCUUUCCAUUUGCAGACAGAAAUACUGUUGCCCUGUUAUCCUCGGCUACAUAUAAGCCAGGAUUUACAGUGACAUUUGAGUUGAUAUCUGUUUCAUGCUCAAUUAAAAAUGUGCCAUUCGAUGUAGUACAAAUCUCACCAAGUUUUUCACGACACUCGUGGAAAUUUAUUUUUGAAGGAUAGUACUUUGUGAAAGAGUACUCUCUGUUACCAAUUUUUAAAAAAUGAUGUGUUGUAUCAAUGAUUGCGUUCAUGCGCGCUAAAUUUUCGUAGCCUAUAAGGCCAUCGAAAAAUGGAUGAAAUUUAAACACGUGGUAUGGCAAUUUUUCACUGAAGGAUUCUGCAAACAAAUUAGCAUGUACAACGCUAUCUAUUACAAAUUUACCAUUUUUGUUUGUUACAACCGCAGGAUUAGAUACCUUGCUAGCGGUUUUGACAUGUUCCGGAUUUAUAUACGACUUAUUUGCCCCUGUGUCGACCAGAAAGUUUAAAUAACCUUUCGAAGUCGUAAAACGUAAAUGUAUGGUAUAAAAUUCAAGUUCGAGAGUUUUUCAAUCUGACCACGUGAAAAUUUAGUUCAUUGGAUUCCACUGCGAUAUCUGAUUCGUCGUCAUCGUCAUCGUCAUUGUCAUCGUCCGAGUCAUUGUCCACUAUGGCGCUUUGCGCUCCAUUUGAUUCAUUAUUAUUAUGCUCAACCCGCGCUCUGUAUUGCUGAUAUGGUUUCUUAUGUUGUUGUUGUUGUUGUUGCUGUUGCGGUGGGGGUUUAUUAAAAUUUAAUUUACUUUGGUGUGCUUGAUUUCCGAAUGCUUUUGGUUUUACCGUCCCCUUUGCGCGUGUCUCGGCGUUAGCAUUAAGCAUAACUGCUGAGUGUGCUUCAUCGAGUGUAGAAGGUUUAGAAUUUCUAAUAAUGGACGCAAGUGGCUCCCCUAUAUUGUCCAAAUAUUUUGAGACUGUUAUCAUCUCGAUAAUUUCGUUUGGUGAAAGCGGGUUCAUUUGAAGAUUAGCCUUCAACUUAGUAUUGAUUUCUUUAACCUCGUUAAAGAAUCUCGAAUUGUUUUUGUUACCUUUACGGAUAUGGAAUAAAAGUGAAAGGUUAGUAGUAAAAUCUCUUUGGUCACCGAAGUUUUCGACCAAAAUUUUCUUAAUCCCCUGUAAAGUACUGGGAUUCCCGUUGGCACAUAGAAUGGUGCGUGCCUCACCUUUAAUUUUGUUUCUUAUUGCUCUGAGAUAGAACAUGUUUAAUGUGUCAGGAGCACCCUUUCGUCCCUUCACUUUAAAGAUAUCGUAUAAUUCGUCAACUUCUUCCAACCACGAGUUUAAUUCUCGUUUGUUGCCCGUGAACUCGGACAAAUUUUUGAUGGGAUCUGGCAGGCGAUAAAGAUCGUCAUUCUGCCCCCCGGCGAGCAUUGUUUUAAGCUCCUCAACCGUGUUACGGAGCUGCUCAAUUUCACUGCACUUUUCGUCUGGCAUUGUUUCGGUAGUUAAGUAUAAUUAAAUGUGUGUACUUACACGAUUAUUUCCAGCAUUCGAUAUGCUGAUAUGUAGGCCCCGAGAAGGCGGGCAACAGUUGUCGUUCUGCUAGGGGCGAUGUCCAAGCGAUGCUCCAGAAUGAUUAUUCGGUGCUGUCACUUUGUCACUUUUUUUUCUAAAACCUCCUGAUGGGUAUCCUACCGACUGCGCCAGUAAGGAAACUCUUCCUGUUUAUAUACUUUUUAAAAAAGAGUUUUAUUAAAUUCCUAACCUACUUAUUCCCUAGCCGACGUCCAGUGUGAGAAAAGAGAGCGAGCCACAUGGCUGUGGCCUUUUUAUUAUUUCAUUCUGCUGGGUAUGCAUAUCGCAUACCGCUGACGAUGGAUGUGCCGCGUGGCGUGGUAUACCGGCUGGAUUUCCUAACGGAGCUAUCACAGUUUUUCAUAAUGAACUCAUCUUUUGAGUAAGAUUUUAUAAAGUGGUAUUCAAAAUGUUAUUGUUAAAUAGUUCAUUGAUGUCUCAACAAUUUCGAGUAAUGAUUUUUUUUCGCCAAAAAAGGUGGACUGUAUUGGAUACGUACGCCGUAUAAAAAUCAAUUGAAAUUAAAAUUGGUCAUCUCAUAAUGAAAAUUGUGAUUUUAAAUAGUUAUCACAAGGUUCAAAAAAUUUUGAAGGGUAGGGUCCAAGACUCGAAAGCAUUGAUCGCGUAAAGCUACAGCAUUAUUACCGAAGAGUUUUCGCCGAAGAACACAGCUUUAUUAUAUCCGACUUGAAACAUGCUGGACCUUGAAGCGACUUUAUCUAGAAACAAUGCACUGCAUUCUCAGCGUUUUUCAUUUGCCGCGUGGCAAUAUCUUGUUCCGCCUGAGGCUUCGAAAAUUUCUUCCAACUCAGAGAAGUUAAAAAUCUAGUGUGUGUGUGUGUGUGUGUGUGUGUGUAUGUGUGUGUGUGUGUGUAUGUGUGUGUGCCGUAGUUUAAGCCUCCACUUCUGCAUCCAUCUAGCUUAGCACGAAAUACGUUUGGAGCGCAAAGCGUAAUCGAAAGCACUCAGACCCCUCUCGAUGAGAUUCCUAUUGAAAUACUAGCAAACUGGUUGUCAAAAGCAUCCAAUUUGAAAUACGCUGCACCUUGACGCCUCUUUUAACCCGAAAAUAAUGCUCGAAUUCACCCAUUGGACAAAAUUGCACUGCUGUUUGCUUUUUCUUCCAUUCUUCCUAUGUAAAAUCUCUCAACAUAAGAAAAAAUUCAGAACUUUUGAAAAUCCUAUAAAAUUUCCGAUUCGACUAGGGGGCAAAUACUUAAAAUUCAUUCGUAGCGAAAGUAGCUAUUAAAAAAAAAUGUAGUUUUAUACAUACAUUUACUUCAAAAAUCAAAAGAAAAGUUAAUCGAUGGAGCCUUGAGUGUAAAAUUGAACGCAUUUUCGCUUGAUGCCCUCCAUCAAAGUCUUUACAGUGUCAUCCGGUACCAGUUUCUCAGUUUUUUUCCAUUUUCUUAACAUGUCCUUCUCGUCUUUGACUGUUUUCUUGCUCUUCCGAAGAUCCCGCUUCAUUAUUGCCCAGUACUGCUCCACCGGGCGCAGCUCCGGACAGUUUGGCGGAUUCAUGUCCUUCGGAACAAAAUGGACAGAAUUGGCCUCAUACCACUCCAGGACACUUUUAGAAUAGUGGCAUGAUGCCAAAUCUGGCCAAAAUAGCGGAGCUUCGUCGUGCUGCUGCAAGAAACGGCAAAAGGCGCUUCUCGAGGCACUCAGAUUUGUAGAUCUCGCCAGUUACUGUGUCCUUUGUCACGAAAGGCUCACUCCUCAGUCCGCAAGAGCAGAUGGCCUGCCAAACGAGAUAUUUGGAGGCGAACUUCAACAUUUUCUUCUUCUUAAAUUUGUCGUCCACAUCAAACUUGCUCUUGCCGGUGAAUAACUCCAACCCUGGAAUUUGCUUAAAAUCGGCUUUUAUAUACGUUUCGUCGUCCAUCACACAGCAGCCAUAUUUUGUCAGCAUCUUCUCGUAGAGCUUCCGUGCCCGAGUUUUAGCCGUCGAUUGUUGCCGCUCAUCGCGGUUUGGGAGGUUCUGUACCUUGUAUGUAUGUAGUCCAGCUCUCUUCUUUGCAUUCUGGACGUAGCUCUGCGACAUGCCGAUCGUUUUAGCCAAAUCACGGCUUGAGACGUUGGGAUUUGCUUUAAUCAUCCACUUCACCUUUCCCUCCGUCUUUUUGUUCUCCGGUCCCGGUUUUCUUCCAGCUCCUUUGCCGUGGUCCAACGUCAACCGGUCCUGGAACCGCUUCAACACUCUGGAGACGGUUGAAUGGUGAAUGUUCAACAUUAUUCCCAACUGCCGGUGCGACAGGUCAGGAAAUUCCAGGUGUUUGGAAAGAAUUUGUUCUCUCGACUCGCGUUGGUUCACACGACUUCGAGUUUGACAGCAUGUAGACAAUACACAUCAAUGAGAAAGUGUGCAAAAUGUGGUUGAUUUUUACCUAAUGGUAAAAAAGUUAUGCCCUGUUGAAUAUGUCGCAAUAAUUUCGUGUUCGCCCUUUAUUGCAAAAUGCUUUCUGAUGAAAGACACAGUCCUACAUAAAAACAUUGGAACAGUGUCGCGCCAAAAUCUGCUAUUCUAUAUUUUGUGGCUACCUACUAGUACCGUAUCAUGAACAAUAUGUGGACAAUGGAACAGUCACGACUCAAUGUUGAAACCAUGAAAGUUAUGAUAAUUGUCAAACUGAACUUGGAUCUGAAAUGCGACAAAUUAUAUGACAAAUCAGUGUCCCUUCACCAUAGAAACGUUUCGCGCAUUCCUCAAUCGAUAGUUGAAAGAGCCGGACGCUUAUUGUUCGCGUCUCUGCUACAAAUCGAAGCUGGUGAAGUUUUUUUUCCCCUCCGCCAAAGUGCCUUUGGUUUUUUUUUUCUUUGACCGUUCGUGGCAAGAUAAGUGCCGUUAAUACCCGGAACAGCGAGGAAGCAGCACCUCUCCGGCAACGCCGGACCGGCGACCUGUGAAUUGGUUCCAGCGGCAUCGAUUUCAUCAUAGAGAAGUAUAAUCAACAACAACUUUUGCCGUCACGCUAUUGUGUUUACCUCGUAGCGUGCGGUGUUGUAUAGCUUCGAAUAGGGGUGUUCAAGGUUGUUCGGACACCGCAAAUUAGUAUUUUGUUUUUUUUUUUUGGAAGAAUUUUUUUUUUUUUUUAGAUAUAUAUAUAUUUAUAUAUUUUUCUUAAAUUUAAGGUAAUUAUUAGUCUAAGUUAGUUUUAAGUUGAGUUUUUGAGCGCGCGUGCGUGUGUGUGUGUGUGUGUGUUUUUUUUCAUAGACGGUUGCGCACCGUUUGCGCAACCGUUAUGACAUCUACCGAUGCUAUUGUUGCGCGGACGCGCUAUUAUCAAUCGACCUCAAAGGGACCAUGGGUUGUUUUCUUUCGGCCCAAGGGAAAAUCGUUGAGAACUCUUGAUAUUUCAAGAGAUUUGCUGCGUCAAUUUUCGGGCGUCUCGAUACAUAAAGAGAGACCGGAUAAACUGCGUGUAGAAGCACUGACUUUUGAUGUGGCCAACAAGAUUGUUGACCACGAAGCUUUUAACAGGGAAUAUCACAUCUACAUCCCUUCUCGAGAGGUGGAGAUAGAAGGCGUAGUAACCGACGCGAGUCUGAGUGUCGAUGAAUUGAAAAAAGCUUCGGGUUCUUUCAAAAACUCGAUGAUAGGUGAUCUUGUAAAGAUCCUGGAUGUUAGAAACCUGCAUUCAGCAUCUUUGGAAGAAAACAAAAAAGUUUAUAAGCCCUCGCACUCUUUUCGGAUUACUUUCGCAGGUUCUGUUCUCCCAAACAAUGUGAAAGUAGAAAAUAUUUUUUUCCCAGUGCGCCUGUUUGUACCACGGGUUUAUAAUUGUACCAACUGUAAAAAGUUGGGACACUCGUUUAGCCACUGCGGCAACAAAUUUCGUUGCGGUAAAUGUGGCGAGAAACAUAGUGAGGAUUCUUGCACACAAACAGUGGAAAAAUGUAUCCACUGUGGCGAGAAUCCUCACCCUCUACAGGAGUGCCCGAGGUACAAACAGCACUCCGAUAAAGUGAAGCGUUCUAUCGCUGGACGCUCCAAGCGGACUUAUGCUGAAAUGCUAAAGACCGCAUCAGCCGCUCAAGAUGAAAACCAAUUUUCGGUUUUGUCAUCUCAAGAAUCGGACUCUGAUUCUGAUGAGGGUCAUAUUACGGCUGCACCAGAAUCUUCAAUAAAGGAUGAAUCAUCAAAAAGAAAGCUCUCUUCACCAACGGUGCACCGUAAGAAACCUAAAGUGACCCUCGGAAGAUUGUCUAAUUCCAAGGGUAAUAGUAAUAAAAAAACGAAUCCGAAGGCUCCUUCUCAGCCAGUUCCUGGUUGCAGCAAGGAUUUUACGUCAUUACCCAGAGAAGAGAGAAAUAAAAACGCUGCUCCUCGAACUUCUCGUAGAAAAUUCGCGUCUAAUCGAGGAUUGAUAGGUUUUUCGGACAUUGUGGACUUCAUACUAAACACGUUAAAAAUUCAAGACCCCCUCAGAAGCUUUAUUUCUGCCUUGCUUCCAUCUUUAAAGUCUUAUCUUAAGCAAUUGACUGCUUCAUGGCCCCUCCUUGCAUCAAUCAUAUCAUUCGAUGGAUAAUUCCCCUAGCGUAGUAGAAGAUAUGAUCAAUGUGCUACAAUGGAACUGCCGUAGUCUAGUGCCAAAACUAGAUUCGUUCAAAUUUUUACUUCAAAAUUAUGAUUGUGAUAUAUUUGCCCUCUCUGAAACAUGGCUUUCUUCUGACACUGAACUCAACUUCCACGAUUUUAACAUUAUUCGCCUGGAUAGAAAUGAUUCUUAUGGAGGAGUACUUUUGGGGAUCAAAAAGUGCUACUCUUUCUAUAAAAUUCCUCUCCCAGCUCUAUCAGACGUCGAAAUUGUCGCGUGUCAAAUAACUGCAAAGAGUAAAGAACUUUGCAUAGCUUCAGUAUACGUUCCUCCAAAUACUAACAUUAGCCGUAGUCAUCUUUGGAAUCUAGUCUCGAUUCUCUCAUCCCCAGUUCUAAUUCUGGGUGAUAUGAACUCUCAUGGUACUGGGUGGGGUGAUCCUUAUGAUGACGCCAGAGCGGCUAUUUUUUACGAUUUAUGUGACGAUUUCAACUUGACUAUCUUGAACACUGGUGAAGCGACACGAAUUCCAAAACCUCCGGCUCGAGAAAGUCGUCUCGACCUUUCUUUUUGCUCAAGCUCGUUAUCAUUGGAUUGCCAGUGGAAGGUCAUCAAUGAUCCCCAUGGUAGCGAUCACUUGCCAAUCAGUAUAUCAAUCAAGUGUAGCCCGCAAUCCACUGAACCAUCUCGAGUUCCAUUUGAUCUAACAAGGAACAUCGACUGGCAAAAAUUUGCAACGGCGGUAACAAUCGGUGUCGAAUCAAUAGAUAUACUUCCACCAUUGGAAGAAUAUCGAUUCUUUGUCGAUUUGAUGUAUAAAAGCUCACUGGAAGCACAAAAAAGAAAAGUUCCAAGUGCUCCGUUUAAAAGAAAACCAGCCACUCCUGGCUGGGACGAUGAAUGCACAAAAUUGUAUUUGAAAAAAUCUAAUGCUUUCAAAGCUUUUCGUAGACAUGGAACAUCCACACACUUCGAGGAAUAUUCGAAGCUUGAAAUACAGCUGAAACAAUUAAUUAAAGCAAAAAAACGCGGUUACUGGAGCAAUUUCAUUGAGGGUCUUUCUCGUGAAACCUCAAUACGUACCUUGUGGAGGGUAGCUCGCAACAUGCGUAACCGCUCAUCUACCAACGAGAGUGAAGAAUACUCCAACCGAUGGAUAUUCGAUUUCGCUAAAAAGGUCUGUCCAGACUCAGUUCCAGCCCAACAUACUCUUCGAGAAACGUCUCCGAGCAGUGGACCUCUGGACGGACCAUUCUCAAUGCUGGAAUUUUCUAUGGCUCUUCUUUCAUCGAACAACUCUUCACCCGGAAGCGAUAUGAUUAAAUUCGUUCUUCUAAAAAAUCUUCCCGAUAUCGCGAAAAGACGCUUGCUAGACUUAUUCAAUACCCUACUAGAAAACAACAUUGUGCCACCCGAAUGGAGACAGGUCAAAGUAAUAGCAAUUCAAAAGCCUGGCAAACCAGCGUCUGACCAUAACUCAUACCGUCCGAUUGCUAUGCUCUCGUGCAUUAGAAAAUUGUUGGAGAAAAUGAUCCUUCGAAGACUCGAUCAAUGGAUCGAGACAAAUAAUUUGCUAUCAAGUACACAAUUUGGGUUUCGCAAGAGCAAAGGAACAAACGAUUGUCUAGCGUUGCUUUCUACAGAUAUUCAACUGGCCUUUGCGCACAAGGAGCAAUUGGCUUCAGUAUUCUUGGAUAUUAAGGGAGCUUUUGAUUCGGUUACCAUAGAAAUUCUGUCAGACAAUCUGGACAGAUGUGGACUUCCUGGAAUUUUGAAUAACUUUUUGUACAAUUUGUUGUCAGAAAAGCGAAUGAACUUCACCCUUGGACAACUGACAACUUCCAGAAAUAGUUAUAUGGGUCUACCCCAAGGCUCAUGUCUGAGCCCCCUUCUUUAUAAUUUUUAUGUGAAAGAUAUUGACAGUUGUUUGGCAGAACAAUGCACGCUUAGACAGCUUGCAGAUGAUGGUGUGGUUUCCGUCAGAAGUCUCCAUGCCGAAAAUUUGCAAAGACCAUUGCAAAAUUCCUUAGAUAACUUGUCUUCUUGGGCAAGGAACUUAGGGAUCGAAUUCUCGCCGCAGAAAACCGAACUGGUAGUGUUUACUCGAAAGCGGUUCCCAGCCCAAUUGCAACUUAAGCUUUUGGGCAGAAGCAUUACCCAAUCAUUGACUUUCAAGUACCUUGGUGUCUGGUUUGAUUCAAAAUGCACUUGGAAUACCCACGUUACGUAUUUGAAGCAAAAAUGUCAAAAGAGGGUCAACUUCCUCCGCUCGAUUUGCGGCACGUGGUGGGGAGCUAAUCCGGGAGAUCUCAUAACACUUUAUAAAACAACUAUUCUAUCCAUUCUGGAGUAUGGCUCUUUUUGCUUUCUCUCAGCAGCUAAAAGUCACCUUCUAAAACUGGAACGAAUUCAAUAUCAUUGUCUGCGUAUAGCUCUUGGCUGUAUGCACUCAACGCAUAACAUGAGUCUCGAGGUUCUGGCAGGAGUAACUCCUCUACAGAACCGAUUCUGGGAACUUUCUCUCAGAAUACUGGUGAAAUGCGGAGUCACGAACACACUUUUGAUUGAAAACUUUGAAAAAAUUCUUCAUCUAAAUAUACAAUCUCGGUUUAUGAGAAUUUACCACCACUAUAUUUCGUCAGAUAUUUGUCUUCCAUCGUUUACUCCAGACCGUGCUCACUUCACCAUCAGCAGUUCCUCAAUUGAAUACGAUCUGUCGAUGAAACAAGCAAUACUUGGAAUCUCAGAUCAGCUUCGAUCAACUUACAUUCCCCGUAUUUUUAACCGAAAGUACUCAAAAGUCAAUUGCAUGAAAAGAUACUUCACUGAUGGGUCUCGCCUCAAUGGAUCCACUGGCUUCGGUGUUUUCAAUGAAAAUUCGAGCGCCUUCCGUAAACUGCAGGAACCUUGUUCCGUUUAUGUUGCUGAGCUGGCAGCAAUCGACUUCGCAUUGGGGAUGAUCUCCAACAAGCCUGCAGACCAUUACUUCAUUUUCUCGGAUAGUCUCAGUUCGCUUGAGGCUCUCCAGUCGAUGAGAACUAGUAGGCACCCAUCUUAUUUCCUCACAAAAGUGAGGCUGCAGAUGAGUGCACUGAUCGAAAGAUCUUAUAAGAUAACCUUUGUAUGGGUCCCCUCUCAUUGCUCAAUUCCUGGCAAUGAGAAGGCGGACACUCUAGCAAAGUUUGUUUGUAUUGUCCCCUCAUCUCACCGUCGCCCACCCUCGACAGCUAGUCGAACACCAGAUGCUAUCCCUGGUCAUUAUGCACAAUGCUACAGUGCGUGCGGCAACCCUCGGUUGAGACAAUGAUACCUCAUAUCCAUAUCCCUAACCUGACCCGUCCCACAAAAAUUGUUGCCCCUCUAACCUCGAGUAAACCGCGAGUAAUCGGUCGAAACCUACUAAACAUAGAUUUAAGAUGAAAUUUUUGUAUAAACAAAACUUGAGUUAGCGGCUCCGCAAAGCUUAUGCGAUUGAGCCUUACAAAUAAACGAAUUGGAAAAAAAAAAAAUAAAAAAAUUAUAUGACAAAACUUCCAAAACGCAUAAUCUCCUUCACAACGUCGCUUCAUCAUUUAAAUAUUCUUUUGUUGUAGAGAACAAAGCAGGUACAUCUCAGAAUGUUUGAUUAAAUUUUUUUUUACUCGGCUCAAUUCACUCAAUGAAAUCCCUCGAAAAAUAUCAAAAGAUAUGUUUUUUUGGUUUACCUGUUCCGUUUUCAUAUCUGAACUAUUUGGUCAGCCUAACCAUACACCAUGGUUUUUACUGUUCUCCGUACGCGGUCUAUCAUCACGAGUUCUGUUCCCACUUGUUUGGCUGCCAAAUUCCAUUUCCGCUUGAACUGAAGGAUUUUAAUUGCAGUUCUACCUUUUUUAUUCAGUGUGUGUUCCACAAUCGACCGAUAUUCCUCAACUGGUCUUAGUUCCGGAAUAUUGGCCGGAUGCAUCUCCUUGAGAACCACUAUAACGCCAUUUUUGCUCCAGCACUGUUUGGAGGACUUUGAGUAGUAGCAGCUUGCCAAGUUCGACCAAACAAGGCUAUCCACUUCAUGCUGCCCCAUAGAAGGCAGUAGCCUCUUCCGUAGGCACUCCUCCUGGUAAACUUGCUGGUUCAUGGUCCCGAAAGUAACAAAUGUUCGUUUCUCAGUCCACAAAUGCACUUGCAUCCCAGACAAGGAACUUUUUGUCUCGUGACAUUUGUAAACACAGAUUUGGCAUGGUGAAUGUUAUGUAGUUGUUACUU